AUGAGUGACCAUACAGCCAUACCAGAGGUUUACAGAUGUGAUUUUGAAGCCAGCUCAUGGACAUCUGAUUGUUCUUUACAACAGUAUGGUGGUUCAACAUACUGGUAUCACUCUACUUACACUUCUACAUCAGGGACUGGUCCAGGCUAUGCACAUGGAGGCAGAUACUUUAUUUAUCUAGAAUCAGACUACACUAUUACUGGAGGAAAUGCUGUUCUUUCUGUUAACCCAAACUUAAAUUUCAAUGGUACAAGUUGUAUGGUGUUCUAUUACUUCAUGUAUGGAAGCACUAUGGGAACUUUACAAGUGAACCAAACAUUACAAAACGGCAGAGCAGAGAUCAUCUGGCAGAGACAAGGGAAUCAGGGAUAUGAGUGGAAACAAGCCUAUGUCACCCUCAAGGGACUUAAUAAAAAUGAUUUGAUGUUAGGGUGUGCUGUAGUGGCAGGGUUUGAUUUGAGGGUGUGCUAUGGUGGCAGGGUCACUAUAGAAGCUGUGAGAGGGCCAGGCUUAUAUUCAGACAUAGCAAUUGAUGAUUUGUACAUCUUCAAUGGGACAUGCAACCCUUCUCUGUGCAGUCUGUAUUCAGAGCCAAGUGUAAACUGUACUUUUAAUGGAGCAUCCUGUAACUAUAGCAGCACAGGCUCUGACUCCCAGUGGCAGAUCCAUGGAUUGUACAGUUAUGGAAUAGGUCUUCCAGACGAUCAUACAUCUGGCAAUGGUUCUUUCAUGUACUACCAAAACUUGAAUGGAAAUGAAGGUGACAGCGCUACUUUAAAGUCACCCAACUUUUCAUCGCCUGCAAAUGCACACUUAAGAUUUUACUACCACAUGAAUGGAGCCAUGACAGGGCACUUCACAGUGUGGGCUGAAGAUGGAGAGGGGCGGCGACUGGGGGACGUAUUACUCCAGAAACAGGGAGAGCAAGGAAACCACUGGUACAGCUUCUGCUCAGCAAUACCAUCUAACACGGAAAUGUCACUGAUUUUCAAGGCCACUCGAGGCACACAAGGACUUAAUCACAUCGCCAUUGAUGAUGUUGUGGUGGACAGUGAGAAUUGUCCCUAUGGCUUAAAAGAUGCAGUUUGUGACUUUGGACAACCUGACAUUUGUGGCUACUCGGUGAAUUGCACAGAAUGUAAGCAAGAGUUGCCAUCCUUCAAAUGGAGACGAAUGUUGGGAAGAACAGCCAGCAUAAACACAGGUCCUAAUGAAGAUUACACAUGCAAGACAGAUCAAACAGGAUACUAUCUGUAUGCUGAGGCCAGUCAUGGAAGCCCAGCUGAUAGCACAGCUGUCACCUUCCCAGAAUUCUCUGUUGACAGUGUCACAAAGAUGCUCAGUUUUGACUAUCAUAUGUUUGGAGAUGAUGUUGGAAGUUUAAUAGUUCAGAUAUAUGAGACAGGUUCCCACACAAAGACAGCUGUCUGGACUAAAUCUGGUAGUCAGUGGAAUACCUGGAUUCAGUCCUGUGUGGAUUUGUCAGACUAUGUGGAUAAAUCAGUCCAGAUUUCCUUUAUAGCUGUCAGGGGUUCAGGACCACUGGGAGAUAUUGCUAUAGAUAAUGUGGAGAUGUUAGAACAAUGUGCAACUACAUAUUCAAUCAGUUGUGAUUUUGAGAGUCAGUGUGAUUACAAACCUGUUAUUUCCCUCGUCGAAUGCAAUCCCUCCUCCUUAAUUUGGAGAAGAUCUCAGCCAGCAUUGGAUGGUAGUUUCCCAUGGGCAGACCACACCUUGCAGUCUGCAUAUGGACACUACUGGGCUGUUGGACAUUAUUCAUCUCGGAUGUCUGUCCAGGAAGGUGAUAUGACCAUGUUGGUCUCCCCUGUGUUUUCGCUUAGAGAGACAGACAUCAUUAAUUUCCAUUUUGCAAAAGGAGAUGAGUCAAAACUUAAAGUUGGCUAUAUUUCAGCUUCAGAACUGUCUCCAAAUUCACGAUUUCCCAAUGUAACAGAGUUUUCAGAUUCUUACACUGGAGUCAAAACAUUAUGGUCAUCUGUAAACACCAUUCCAAUAUGGACUCCAGUGUGUUUAAUGCCAGGACAGAACCUCAGUGACAUCGUGUUGGUGUUUGUUUUUGAAUGUGGUUCCUUCAGAUCUGGCUGUUUUGCUGCUGUUGAUGAUGUUAGUGUGAACACAACUAAUAAAUGCACAGCUGGAUUCACAGAGAGUGGUUGUUCCUUUGACGUGCCCGGUCAUUGCCAAGAAACCUUCAGUUCUGUGGGCUCCUCUAACUUGUUUGGCCCAGAAUUUAUGUGGUAUCACCGAAGGAUAAUAGGAACUCCUUAUUCCUCACCCUCUUCAGCAUCAGUUCCAGGCAUGCCCAGUACAUACCCAUUUGGAGGUUUCAUGUACACUAGUUCAGGGCAUGGAAAAUAUAGAGACACAGCUACAAUGAGUCUUCCAUCAUUCAUGGCUGCCAAGGAUUCCUCGAUAAGUUUUAAGAUGUACAUGUAUGGCCAUGCCAAUUUACAUGUCACAGCUGAUAUAAGUUCUGGAGCCCAGGUGAACUUUGUUACCUACCGUAGUGCUGUAUCCGGAUGGUUUGAUGUGUGUCUUGAUCUUUACGAGGGAGAAGUGAGUCAAGUGUCGUUCACUACAGCCAGAAGCUCAGAUCCAUUCAGUCUCGUUGCUGUUGAUGAAAUCACUUACAAUGAUACAUCAUGCCCUAAGGCAUCAGUCAACUGCACAUUUGAUGAGGAUUUUUGUGGAUACAUAAAAAAUUCAGACUGGACUCUGCAAAAACGGUCCAAUUCCUCUAAUGGUGGGUUCCAUGCUGAGGCUAAGAGAUUGGGAUACUCUGGAUAUUUUACAUCACUUGUGUCUCCUCUUGUCACUGGAGUGUCCGACCGUUCAUGUGUCCAGCUGGAAUAUAUGUUGGGCAAUGAAUUUUCAAAUAAUCUCACUGUGACAUUUAUGGAUGCAGAAAUGGGGAGAAAUGAAUCGUGGAAUGCAGAUAUUUCCAACAGUGGACAGUGGAAGUGGCUGAAUUUGUACUCAAAUUUUAAGUCGUACUAUAUUGUUGUGAUGGCAAGAAUUGGAUACUACAGCAUAAUCAGGAUAGACAACUUAAAAGUUACCCCUGGAGAUUGCCCUCAGAUAGAGUGUUCCAGUGAUCAGUUGGUGUGUGGCAGUGGAGACCAGUGUUACUUAGCUAGUGGGAUUUGUGAUGGACGCCCUGAUUGCUGGGAUCAAACUGAUGAGAUAGGAUGUGGAAGCAACAGUGUAGACUGUGACUUUAACAAAGUAUACCUCUGUGGAUACCAUGGUCAGAACAUCAGACAAGAUUAUAAAGUGGAUCACACUAGAGAACUGAAUCCAACAAACAAUGCCACGGGAGCGGCUGUCUCUAUUGUUUACUACUCGUUUAUGAUUGGAUUGUUGAAGGCACCAGUUAUCAAUGUAACGACAGACUCCUGUCUGACCUUCUACACAAGAGCCACUAACUACAGAUCAUACGUGUCUCUUCUGCGAGUUAUUAGGAACGACACUGACACUCUGACAUCACUGGCUGAAUUCGACACAUCCGUCCGAAAUAAGUGGCUCAGUAGAAGCGUAAACAUCUUUAGCGGAGAGCUAACACUCAUGUUUGAGUUCUCUCCCCUUCACAUUACUCAAACAAGUGCCUCAGAUGGAAUGUAUAUUGAUGAUGUUCAACUCACAGAAGGAUAUUGUGAAAAACAAGUAUGUAAAUCCACGGAGAUCUACUGCAGUGUUGAGGAUGUGUGUUUAUCCUCCAUUGUUAGAUGUAAUGAACAGAAUGACUGCAUAAAUGGGGAGGACGAACGUGGCUGUGUAUUUAGCAUUACAUGUGACUUUAAUGAUGAAGAUUUGUGUGGAUAUUAUGGUAACUGGACCAGAACCAAUAGACUAGAGGGCCUUAAUUCCACCAACAAUACUGAAACAGAUCAGUUCCUUGUUGCUGGAAGUGAUCAUUAUUUAUACAACAGAACCUUGAGGUCACCAAGACAUUUGUUCUAUGGAACAUCAUGUUUGUCAUUGGACGUGGCAAAAGUACAUCUCCAUCCGUACUCGGCAUCAUUCCUUGACGGUGUAUAA
Saccostrea echinata is the source of this 4059-nucleotide messenger RNA. RefSeq names its product MAM and LDL-receptor class A domain-containing protein 2-like. Gene Ontology annotation, molecular function: protein binding. Gene Ontology annotation, cellular component: membrane. The coding region runs from base 1 to 4059 and encodes 1352 amino acids. The transcript has 26 exons. Lineage: Eukaryota; Metazoa; Mollusca; Bivalvia; Ostreida; Ostreidae. The record is from RefSeq and is a predicted model, not a curated record.